AUACAAUACCACCAUUUCAUUAUGGUACACAUUAUUCAACAGCUGCACUUACACUUGGUUGGCUUAUUCGACUUGUUAGAACCAUUUACAACAUUUAUUUAAAUUUACAAGAAGGAAAAUUUGAUCAUGCUAAUCGAUUAUUUCAUUCAAUACCAUUAUCAUGGCAAAAUUGUCAACGUGAUUCAUCAGAUGUUAAAGAAUUAAUACCGGAAUUUUUUUCUCUACCUGAAAUGUUAACAAAUUGUAAUCAUUAUAAAUUAGGACGAACCGAAGAUGGAAUUAAAGUUGAUGAUGUUAUUUUACCUAAAUGGGCACAAACACCAGAAGAUUUUAUUCGAAUUAAUCAAACAGCAUUAGAAUCUGAAUUUGUUUCAUGUCAUUUACAUCAUUGGAUUGAUUUAAUUUUUGGUUAUAAACAAAGAGCUGUUCGUGCUGUUAAUGUUUUCUAUUAUUUAACAUAUGAAGGUGCUGUUAAUCUUGAUUCAAUAACAAAUCCAACAGAUCGUGCUGCUAUUGAAACACAAAUAAGAAAUUUUGGUCAAGCACCAGCACAACUUUUAACUGAACCACAUCCACCAAGAAAUUCAGCAAUGAAUUUAACGCCAAUGAUGUAUAAUGUGUAA
Molecule: messenger RNA, 623 nt
Organism: Rotaria sp. Silwood1
Lineage: Eukaryota; Metazoa; Rotifera; Eurotatoria; Philodinida; Philodinidae
Source: the annotation of a GenBank genome assembly